Molecule: messenger RNA, 1361 nt
Organism: Diospyros lotus (date-plum)
Lineage: Eukaryota; Viridiplantae; Streptophyta; Magnoliopsida; Ericales; Ebenaceae
Product: NADH-cytochrome b5 reductase-like protein
Exons: 13
Coding region: 81-1064 (327 amino acids)
Molecular function (GO): cytochrome-b5 reductase activity, acting on NAD(P)H
Source: RefSeq, a predicted model, not a curated record
CCAGCUCUCCGCUUAAAUGCAAACCCAGAUUGGCAUCUAUAACCCUCAAUCCCACUCCUCUCCCUCUCUCUCUGUUGAAAAUGGCGACGUUCUUCAAAAGACUAGUAAAAGCUGCACCGAUCGCACUAGCUCACGCGCCUGGGAGCCGAUCCAAGUCGAGUUUCAACAGCUUUCGAGUACCAUUUGGAGCUGUUGCUGCCAUUUCCGGUGGAAUCUCCUCCUUAUACUAUUUCUCCUCGCCGGAUUUGGUUUAUCUAGAUAAAACCAGUGAAGAAACAAGCCCAAAAGUUGCGCUUGAUCCAGAUAAGUGGCUUGAAUUUAAGCUGCAAGACAGAGCACAAGUCAGCCCUAAUUCUCACUUAUUCAGGUUUUCAUUUGAUCCAACUGCCAGGUUUGGUCUUCAUAUAGCAUCAUGUAUCAUUACAAGGGCACCAUUAGGGCAAGAUGCUGAAGGAAAAAUGCAAUAUGUCAUACGCCCGUACACUCCUAUAUCUGAUCCUGAUUCUAAAGGAUACUUUGAUUUAAUAAUUAAGGUGUACCCAGAAGGGAAAAUGACACAGCAUCUUGCAAAAUUAAAACCGGGAGAUGUAUUAGAAGUGAAAGGGCCCAUUGAGAAGCUCAAAUAUACUCCCAAUAUGAAGAAACACAUCGGCAUGAUUGCAGGCGGUACUGGCAUUGCUCCAAUGCUUCAGAUAAUUGAGGCUGUUCUGAAAAAUUCUGAGGACAACACACAGCUCUCUUUGCUUUAUGCAAAUAUUUCUCCAGAUGACAUAUUGCUCAAACAGAAGCUUGACAUGCUUGAAGCUAGCCACCCAAAUUUAAAGAUAUUCUACACAGUUGAUAGCCCAUCAAAAGAUUGGAAAGGAGGUUCAGGUUACAUAUCGAAGGAUAUGAUUGUGAAAGGUUUACCUGGUCCUAGUGAUGAUACUCUUAUCCUCGUAUGCGGUCCCCCUGGAAUGAUGAAUCAUAUUUCCGGUGAUAAGGCUAAAGAUCGCUCACAAGGCGAGCUCUCUGGCCUACUCAAGGAAGCUGGAUACACAGAACAAAUGGUCUACAAAUUUUGAUUUGAAUCAGAGCAAAUCAGAAUCCAUGCGACACGAUUACUCAAUUUUUUGGAAUAAACUGAAUUUUGAUGAAAUACAUUAUGCUGCUAGACUACAGAAACCAAGAAAUUGACUGCCGCAAGAACCAUUUCCAAAGAAAAAUAACACAUUUUGGGGAAGUCCCUUAAAUGCCAAUGUAUGAUUAUGAAGAACUUCCUCCUUUAGUGGACUCUCUGGUUUUGUGGCUUAUUUGGCACUGUUUUGUGAACUUAGAAAGUGUAAUCUGAGAGUUAUCAUAUUAUAGAUUUGUUUCCUAAA